Messenger RNA from Tachysurus fulvidraco (yellow catfish), 5187 nucleotides. RefSeq names its product crumbs cell polarity complex component 2b (gene crb2b). The transcript has 13 exons. The record is from RefSeq and is a predicted model, not a curated record. Gene Ontology annotation, biological process: Notch signaling pathway. Gene Ontology annotation, molecular function: calcium ion binding; Notch binding. NCBI's taxonomy places the organism in Eukaryota, Metazoa, Chordata, Actinopteri, Siluriformes, Bagridae. The coding region runs from base 146 to 4591 and encodes 1481 amino acids.
CACCAGAAUCAGGUCAAAUAUUCCAGUCCAUAUUUUAACUCUGACCCCUAACGGUGUAAGGCCCAUCCAAAUAUAAUACAGAGACAUGGGAUUCACUCACAACUUCUGUUCUAUGUAAUGAAGAAUGUCGGAGUGAGCUGAGGAGAUGCUGACAAAAUAUUUUGAGCUCUGGAAUUAUCAAAAGUGGAAGUCUCAGGUGGCUAUGGAGCUGGGACGAUCAUAUUUCAGAAGGUCCAGAGCGCUGCUACUCACAAUGAUGUUCAAAUGGGGAAUAUUCUGCACAGCAAAGGCAGACAUAUGUUUGUCUUCCCCAUGUCAGAAUGGAGGCACAUGCAUAGACGUAAAGGCUAAUUACACAUGUUUAUGCCCAAAGGAACCACUUAUUUAUGUGGGUAAAGACUGUGAGCUACUGUAUGAUGCUUGUACACAUGCCAACUGUCAUAACUGCAUCAGCACACUAGGGAUAGAUAACUACUUCUGUCCCUGUCCAGAGGGCUUUGGAGGCCCUGAUUGUACUCUUAACUUGGACAAAUGUAAGAGUAACCCAUGCACUGGAAUAAAGAACCGUUGUGUGGAUGCAGUUUAUGGAUAUUCAUGUCACUGCCCUAGUAGCUACAGUGGUGAGGACUGCAAAACUCAAAGUGCACAAUUGAUGGACUGCUUGGAUAAUCCCUGCUUUAACAACGCAACCUGCAUACAGGAAUCACACGGCUAUGAGUGCAGAUGUGGUCCUGGCUUUUAUGGGACCUACUGUGAAUAUGAAAAUGAUGAAUGCCUGUCACAACCUUGUCAGAAUGGUGCGAUCUGUCUCGAUGGGAUAGAUGUGUACCAAUGCUUCUGUGUUCCUGGAUUCCAGGGAUACAACUGUGAGAUAGACAUUAAUGAGUGUGCUUCUCAGCCAUGUGGGAACAAUGGAAAGUGUUUUAAUGGAAAGGAUCGUUACAUCUGUGAGUGUCUGAUAGGGUUCACAGGAGUGAAUUGUGAAGCCGAGAUCAAUGAGUGUGAGGUGACUCCAUGUCAGAAUGGUGCUACAUGCCAUGACUAUAUAGGGAAAUACAUAUGUGAGUGUGUGUCUGGGUUUGAAGGCAUCAGCUGUGAGGUGGACAUCAAUGAGUGUAUCAGUUUGCCUUGCCUUAACAAUGGCUCAUGUAUUGAUUUGGUGAACAGGUAUGAAUGUGACUGCAGUGGAACAGGGUUUGGUGGGUCAUUUUGUGAGGAGGAGAUUCUUGAGUGUGCGUCUGAGCCUUGUCAGCAUGGAGCCAAAUGUCAUGAGGGAAUUAAUCAAUACACCUGUCAGUGCUGGCCAGGUUAUGAGGGGAAUAACUGUGAGAUGGAUGUGGAUGAAUGCAAGGCACAGCCUUGUGAGAAUGGUGGCAUGUGUUUCCAACGCUCUGACCAGACAAAUUACGGUGUCUUGGCCCAGCUGGGUCCAUCAUUCAGCUAUAAGCAUGCUGAUGGCUUUCUGUGCAAAUGUUUGGCUGGUUUUACAGGUGAAAACUGUUCAUUUAAUAUUGAUGAUUGUGAAGUUGCACCAUGCCUAAAUGGGGGAAGCUGUGAAGAUCGAAUUAAUGCAUAUCAGUGUUUUUGCACUCCAGGGUUCACAGGUUUUAUGUGUGAGCUGGACAUUGAUGAGUGCAACAGUGCACCUUGUAAGAAUGGUGCCUUGUGUGAGGAUGUCAUUAAUGACUAUAUCUGUCACUGCCCUAUAUCAGUACCUGGCCAGAUGCCUUGGGGUGGCCGUAACUGUGAAAUUGCUUUGACUGGCUGUGUGGAUAAGCCCUGCAACAAUGGAGGAAUGUGUGAACCUUUCCUACAUGGAGACAAACACCUUUUUAAGUGCAGGUGUCCAUCUGGCUUCUCUGGUGACAACUGUAGUAUUCCCACCACUUUCUCAUUCUCUAAAGCAGCCUAUGUGGUGAUGAAUGUGCCUUUUAACGAGACUUACAACAAUAAGUCAACCAGUGUUUCACUGCGGUUCAGGACAACUUUACCAGAUGUAGUGUUGUUCUUCAGGGGAAAUGCACAGCAUUUCUUCAUGCUAGAGAUGAAUGGUGGGAAUCUUCUGGCUAUGGCAGAAUCAGGGGACUUAAAGCUGGUGGUUGAACUUCAUGGGAAUUUUAACGAUGGAAAGUGGUAUGCAGUGUCUGUUUCCGUUUAUGAAAUGCUGAUUCUGAGAGUAUUUGAUAAAAAUUACACAUAUAUAGAGCAGACUGAUCACAAUCCGCAUCUUUUGUUCCCUCCACACUGUUUGGAUAAAGUUUACAUUGGUUGCGUACCACAUGAUUACAUGAAAAAGACAAAGAUGUGGACAGGAUUCAUUGGUUGUAUGGAGGAUUUUGUCAUCAGUUCUCAGCUUAUUCUGCCUCAUAACUUCUCUCAAGAGAAUAUCACGUAUGUCCAUAAGGGCUGUGAAAAGCCUGAGUGGUGUGAUCUAGAUUCUUGCUCUCAUCACGGACAGUGUAUAGACCUUUGGACUGAAUACAAGUGUGACUGCCACAGGCCAUUUUAUGGAAACAUCUGUUCCAAAGAGUACCCUUCAUGGACAUUCAGCCAUGAGCAUAAUAGAAGCUUUGCCGCAUUUCCUAUAACUCGGCGCCAUGCUGGCAACAUCAGUAUAUCAUUUUUGUUGCGAACACGGAAAAACAGUGGCCUUAUACUUCAAUUUCAACGAGGGAAUCAGUCAUAUUUCUCUGUGUUCCUGCAGAGAGGCACAAUAAAUGUCGAUGCAUUCUCUUCUACUAGAGAGAGUUCUAUGAUCAUUACAAAUGGGGAGAAGAUGCUGAUUACCAUUGAUGUCCAGGGAGGAUAUUUAUACUUCAAUCACACAAAAACACUUUUUAGCCCUGGGAUUUUUCCUGAACUUGAAGUACAGGCAGGAGAUGUACUAUAUCUUGGUGGACUUCCUGAAGAACGUGAUACUGUACCUUGGGGUGGCCAUUUCAAAGGUUGCCUACAGGACAUAUGGCUGGAUGACAUUCAGCUCUACAUGAACAUAAACAAAAUAAUAAAAAAAGAUGAGCAGCCAAAAUACUUAGCAGACAUUUCAUAUAACUUGUUGGAGCACUGUGUCAGUGAUGAAACAUGUAAGGGAAGACCAUGCCUGAAUGGUGGAGAAUGCAUAAUCAUAUGGAAUGACUUCAUCUGUUCCUGUCCACAAAACUACACUGGAAAGACAUGUGACAUUCGAGUGUGGUGUGCUAGUAGUCCAUGUGCCAUUGGUAGCCAGUGUGUGGACCUGCCUGAUGGAUAUGAGUGUUUGGCCAAUGCCACGUUUGAAAACAAUGCUUUGAAGUUCAGUGCCAGUGGCUCUUUAUCUGCUCCUGUGACAGUGGUUUCAGUGAAACUGCGAACUCGUACAGAGAAUGGCACACUUCUUCGUUCCUCCUCUGGUUUAGAAUUUUUCCACAUGGGUCUCCUGAAUUCAUUCAUACUGGUGAAGAUCUGUAAUAGCAAAAAUCAGGAGGUGCUGCCUUUCUACAGUGAUGUGGAGGUUUCAGAUGGAGAAUGGCACUAUGUGGAGCUCAGGAAGACACGUUUACGCUAUGGUUCGUCUCUUUGGAAACUCACCGUAGAUGGGCAAAUGGCUAAUUUGAGCAAAGUGUUUGCUGCCAACUUGGAUUUCUUUAACCAUUCUACCGUGUGGUUGGCAGAGAAUUUCACCGGCUGUCUUGGUGAAGUUAGGAUAGGGGGCGUGUAUCUGCCACUGGUGGGGGGCAUUCAUGAAGAAGCACCUCAAUUUUCGAAGUUUAUCCAUUAUGGUUGCAUAAAGGAACCAAAAAUUGGGUGCAGUGGUGCACCAGUGUGUGUCCUACAACCUUGUUUGAAUAACGGUUCAUGCCGAGACCUCUUUAAUCUAUAUAGAUGUGACUGUGCCCCAGGCUGGCAGGGUGAAAACUGCCAGGACGAUAUCAAUGAGUGUAUCUCUGGGCCUUGCAUUCAUGGGACCUGCAAGAACCUUCCUGGGGAAUACCUGUGCCAGUGUGCUCUGGGCUACAGGGGAAGGCACUGUAAUGAGGAUGUGGAUGAGUGCCAAGAGCUGCAUUGUGAGAACUUGGGGUCCUGUUUGAACUUUGUGGGUGGAUAUACUUGCAUCUGUCCACCAGCAUACAGUGGUCCACUUUGCCAAUGGAGCUUCCCUCCAAUGCAGUGCAGAGUAGAUGUUCAGUGUAUGAAUGGAGGAGUCUGUAUUAAUGGACCCUGGGGGGCCAACUGUACUUGCAGACCUGGGUACACCGGAGAGAGAUGUGAGGUUGAUAUAGAUGAUUGUGAGUCCAACCCAUGUCUCAAUGGAGCUUCCUGCAUGGACCAGAAGAAUCAUUAUAUUUGUGAGUGCAUGCCAGGAUUCAGUGGAGAUAAAUGCGAGGCUCCUAGGCAACAGAAGAGGGAGAGCAUCCCCUGGCUCAUAGUGGCAGUCCCAAUGAUGUGUUUUGCUGCUUUGCUGGCCAUGGUUGGUUUGGGUUGCAUGAUGCUUACCGCACGAAGGAAAAGGCAGUCUGAAGGCACUUAUAGUCCCAGUCAACAAGAGGUGGCAGGUGCUCGUCUCGAAAUGGGCAGCGUGCUUAAAGUGCCCCCUGAAGAAAGACUGAUUUAACUUUUAACUUUAAGCAAGUACUGAAAGGUUUACCCAUGAUAUAGUUCCCUUGAUUUCAAACAGUAUUUAGAUUUACUGUCAAAAUCACCAAGUUCUUAGGUAAAUAGUUAAAAUACUCUGAGCAAGUAACUAAACUUAUAAGACUAAAAUUUUCUAAAUUUUUUAUAAUUUUCUAAAACAUUCUAUCUAUAUUUUAUCUAUAGCUACAAAAAAAUACAGUUUCAAGAUUUAUUGAAUUGGAUGUGCAUCUAAUUUCAUAAAAUAUUUUUGCAGUGCAUUGAAUCGAACAACAUCAUAUUGAUUUUUUUGGGUAUGGAUUUUUCUCGGAUAUUUUUUUUAAUUCAGCUCAAUCUAAAUGCAGAAUGUAUUGUAAUAUCUGUGAAUAAUGGUUUACAGCAUUCUCAUACUCUACCUGACUGAACUGCUUAACUACCUAACUAACGAGAUAUUUUUUUAAUAUUUUGUAUUUUUUCCUUAGUCUGAAGACACUGUAAAAUAUAUAUAUAUACGUUUUUUAAACACUUGACUAUUUGUAAUGUCACAUUCACUGGAAAUGUAUCUGAAAGACAUAAUCAACAAUGACAAAUAUGAUGUGA